Molecule: messenger RNA, 1434 nt
Organism: Solanum tuberosum (potato)
Lineage: Eukaryota; Viridiplantae; Streptophyta; Magnoliopsida; Solanales; Solanaceae
Product: nicotinate-nucleotide pyrophosphorylase [carboxylating], chloroplastic
Exons: 10
Coding region: 113-1174 (353 amino acids)
Biological process (GO): quinolinate catabolic process; NAD+ biosynthetic process
Cellular component (GO): cytoplasm
Molecular function (GO): nicotinate-nucleotide diphosphorylase (carboxylating) activity
Source: RefSeq, a predicted model, not a curated record
GUAGAACCAUUUUGCUCAAAAAAAAUUGUUGGAAAACACAACACAAAAUUGUUUAGGCAAAUACCUAUUUGCCAAAAAAAGAAAAAAAUCCGUUCAAAACCCCAAAACUCCAAUGUUCAGGGUUCUUCCCUUCACUACAACUGUGUACCCUUGUGCAAUUACAGCUCCAAGGUUGGUUGUGAAAAUGUCUGCAAUGGCCACCAAGAAUGCAGGAAGAACAAUGGAUUCAUUAGUAGUGAAGCCUCCAGCACACCCCACUUAUGAUUUAAAGGGUGUUAUUCAACUUGCCCUCUCUGAAGAUGCUGGGGAUUUAGGAGAUGUGUCUUGUAAGGCGACAAUUCCUGUUGACUUGGAAUCCGAAGCUUACUUUAUAGCAAAGGAAGAUGGGAUUGUAGCAGGAAUUGCACUUACUGAGAUGAUAUUCGCGGAAGUUGAUCCUUCACUAAAGGUGGAGUGGUUUAUAAAGGAUGGUGAUAAAGUUCAUAAAGGCUUGAAAUUUGGCAAAGUACAAGGAAAGGCUCACAACAUUGUUAUAGCUGAGAGGGUGGUUCUCAAUUUUAUGCAAAGAAUGAGUGGAAUAGCUACGCUAACUAAGGCAAUGGCAGAUGCUGCAAACCCUGCUUACAUCUUGGAGACUAGGAAGACGGCACCAGGAUUACGUUUGGUGGAUAAAUGGGCGGUAUUGAUCGGUGGGGGUAAGAACCACAGAAUGGGCUUAUUUGAUAUGGUAAUGAUAAAAGACAAUCACAUAUCUGCUGCUGGAGGUGUCAGCAAAGCUCUAGAAUCUGUGGAUCAGUAUUUGGAGCAAAAUAAACUGCAAAUGGGGGUUGAGGUUGAAACCAGGACGCUUGCAGAAGUACAUGAGGUUCUAGAAUAUGCAUCUCAAACGAAAACUUCAUUGACUAGGAUAAUGCUGGACAAUAUGGUUAUUCCAUUAUCUAACGGGGAUGUUGAGGUAUCCAUGCUUAAGGAGGCUGUAGAUUUGAUUAAGGGGAAGUUUGAGACCGAGGCUUCAGGAAAUGUUACCCUUGAAACAGUGCACGCAAUUGGGCAAACUGGUGUUACCUACAUUUCGAGCGGUGCCUUAACGCAUUCUGUGAAAGCACUUGACAUUUCUCUGAAAAUCGACACAGAGCUCGCCCUUGAAGUUGGACGACGUACAAAACGAGCAUGACCAACAUUUACAGUUUGUUGUAGACUCAAAAGAGUAGAAGCAGCAGUAUAGCACAAAGUACAAAUAAGAUUCAUUAUACUAAUUCAAAGUACCACUGUUCAACCAAACAAAAAGAUAAUAGUUUCUGGAAUAUCAUGAUGGCUUUCUUCCAAUGUUACUGUUUUUGAGUUGGUAUCUUUACCUAUUACUUGCUGUCAUAUUUCAUAAACUUGAUACAAUGAAGAAACUUGAUUUAUAAGCUUGGUGUAAGGUUGCUCUUC